AUGUUACUCUCCAAAGACGACGCGCUCCAUUACACGUACGACUCGGAACAUGUUCAGAUCGAAGCAUGGGGUCCGAACGCUCUUCGUGUCCGCGCAACAAAACUGCAUACCUGGCCGUCCGGAGACUGGGCUUUGACAAUCGCACCGCAGAAAUCUAAGCCGACAAUAACGGUCCAGGACAAGUCUGCCGAAAUCACCAACGGAGGCAUCACAGCCAGCAUCUCGUCCCGCGGCAAGAUCAUCAUCACCAAUGCAAAGGGGGAACGACUGUUAGAGGAGUACCAGCGGAACAGGCUCGAUGUCGAAGAUCCAAAAUGCAGCGCUCUUGAGGUGGAAGCCCGAGAGUUCAAACCUCUGCUUGGCGGCGACUACCACUUGACCUAUCGACUUGAGUCCGUCGACAAGAAGGAGAAGAUCUACGGCAUGGGACAGUAUCAGCAACCGUUCCUUGACCUCAAGGGCCUUGACCUGGAAAUGGCUCAAAGGAACUCUCAAGCAAGUGUACCCUUCAUGUUGUCCAGUUUGGGAUAUGGCUUGCUUUGGAACAACCCAGCCGUCGGACGAGCAGUGCUGGGAAAGAAUAUAAUGAGCUUCGAAGCCCAAUCAACCAAGUUUAUGGAUUACUGGAUCGUUGCCGGCGACACACCGGCUCAGAUAGUGGAGGCAUAUGCGGACGUGACUGGGAAAGUACCCAUGAUGCCAGAAUAUGGGCUUGGUUUUUGGCAAUGCAAGCUUCGAUAUCAAACGCAAGAAGAGCUCCUGGGUGUUGCAAGAGAGUAUCGCAAGAGAAAUCUGCCUCUGGAUGUCAUUGUCGUCGACUUCUUUCACUGGCCAAAGCAAGGAGAAUGGAAGUUUGAUCCCACGUAUUGGGAAGAUCCCGAUGCCAUGAUUAAAGAACUCCAAGCGAUGAAAGUCGAACUCCUUGUCUCCAUAUGGCCGACGGUUGAUAAGCGGUCCGAGAACUAUAACCAUAUGCUAGAACAUGGUCUGUUGAUUCGACAAGAUCGAGGUCUCAGGGUGUCUAUGGACUUCCAGGGAGACACCGUCCAUGCCGACUUUACCAACCCGGCAGCCAGAGAUUUUGUCUGGAAGACCGUCAAGAAGAACUAUUAUGAUAAGGGUGUCAAACUCUUCUGGCUCGAUGAAGCUGAACCGGAGUACAACGUGUACGACUUCGACCUGUAUCGCUAUCACAGUGGCAGCGUCUUGAGCACGGGAAAUGCAUACCCUGUUGACUAUGCUCGAGCCUUCUAUGAAGGAAUGGUCAAGGACGGCAAGCAGAAGGAUGUCUGCAAUUUGAUCCGUUGCGCCUGGGCAGGAAGCCAGAAAUUCGGUACCCUUUUGUGGAGCGGUGACAUCGCUAGCAGUUGGAGCAGCUUCAGAGACCAGUUCGCUGCAGGUCUGAAUGUUGGGAUUGCAGGAAUACCCUGGUGGACAACUGAUAUUGGUGGUUUCCAUGGUGGAAAUCCCACACACCCAGAGUUCCGAGAAUUAUGCACGAGGUGGUUCCAAUAUGGUUGUUUCUGUCCUGUAUUCCGCUUGCACGGCCACCGUGAGCCGAUGCAACCUCAGCACGGCACGACUGGUGGUGCGACGUGCAUCUCAGGGGCUCCCAAUGAGGUCUGGUCCUAUGGAGAAGAAUGCUACGAGAUCAUGAAGAAAUACCUGCUUCUCCGCGAGAAGCUUCGUCCUUAUGUCCGCCAGCUCAUGACCCAGGCGCACGAGAAAGGAACUCCGGUGAUCCGGACAUUGUUCUUUGAAUUCCCCAAGGACCAGGCCUGUUGGGACGUGGAAGACCAGUAUAUGUUCGGACACAAAUACCUCGUCGCUCCGGUCAUGUAUAAAGGCGUGGACAAGAAGACGGUAUACCUGCCCAAGGGUGCGACGUGGAGGAGGUUUGAUGAUGGAGAGAUCAAAGAUGCCGAGAACCUCCCAGGAGGGCAAACGAUCGACGUUAGCUGCCCACUGGCAGUUAUGCCUGUCUUUGAGAGGAUCUAG
This is a messenger RNA of Exophiala spinifera, 1998 nucleotides long. RefSeq lists its product as uncharacterized. Gene Ontology annotation, biological process: carbohydrate metabolic process. Gene Ontology annotation, molecular function: hydrolase activity, hydrolyzing O-glycosyl compounds; carbohydrate binding. Lineage: Eukaryota; Fungi; Ascomycota; Eurotiomycetes; Chaetothyriales; Herpotrichiellaceae. The record is from RefSeq and is a predicted model, not a curated record. The transcript has 5 exons. Bases 1 to 1998 code for a protein of 665 amino acids.